CUGUCAUCUUCACGGUCUCAGGCAGCAUGUUGACGGGAUCCUAUCGUGCCACUGUCGAGGGAGAAAUGGCGAGAGCCAGUGUCAAAAUUCGAGAACAUCUAUCUUUGGAUGCAGAGUAACCUGAUGUUUCACAGCUGUAAAUAGUUUUGGAGUCUUGGUUCAUUGUAUUCAGCCUACAGGGCACGCGCUACACUUUGGCGGUGGUGACAGUUAAUCUAUCUGAGCUGGGUUCUCGGCCAGUGCAAUCUAAGGAAUUGAUCGUUAUACAGGACUAUAUACCUGCAACUUGUUCCCAGAACCGUGGAGCCUGACUCCCGUUGGAUGUAACGUUGAGCGGAGUGACGCGGGUCGGUGUGCGGACAAAUAGAGCGGUGGCGGACCAAACGCACAACGUCCAAUUCAAUCUCCCUUCCCGUGUCCCUGUGCUCGGCCCGACUCAUAACGGAGAUGUUGCUCCUCGGAAUACUGCUCAACAUCUUCAUACGAGGUGUGGUCCCCUCCUUGUCGCCCCUCCCCCAUGGCUUUGUAGACUGUGUCGAGGCAGAGAGGGGGUGUAAGGAAGACCCCCGGUGUAAGGAGCUGUACAUGACCCUGGAGUACUGUGCAUCCGAGGAGGCGGUGGCUCCCCUGGGGAACAAGGCCAGCAUUGAGUGCCUGGAGGCCCUGAGCGGCCUGCACUACCUCCCUCUGUUGGCCUGCAAGUGUCAGCGCGGCGCACGCAGAGAGGAGCACUGCCUCAAAGUCUACUGGAGCAUCAGGAUCCUGCAGGGUUAUGAUGACUUUGACGGGUCUCCCUAUGAGGACUCGCCAGUGGAGUCUUCUCGAAUGGCCUCCUUAGUGGCAGCAGCCUCCUCUCUUCUUCUAGAUGGACAGAACGUAUGUCUGAAGGCAGCCCAGGACUGUGGUCUGUAUGAGAAAUGUGGUUCCCUGAGGUCUGAGUACGUCCUGGCCUGCACCAAGCAUGCCCCAGGCUCGGACCACUGCAACAGGCAGAAGUGCCUCCGGGCGCUGCGGCGCUUCCUGGAGCGCGUUCCGGAGGAGUACAGCCUGGGGUUGCUGUUCUGCCCCUGUACUGACAAACUGUGUGGGGAGAGACGCAGGAAGACCAUCGUACCUUCCUGUUCCUACCAGGAGAGAGACUUGAUACAGCCUAACUGUCUGCUUCUGCAAGGCUUCUGCAGGAGGGACCAAUUCUGCAGGUCCAGACUGGCUGAUUUCCAGCAUAACUGCCAGCCGUCUGGCCAUUCCCCUUCUGGCUGUAUCAGAGAGAGUGGAGCUGUGUGCCUCAAAUCCUACGCCGGACUGAUCGGCACCAUCAUGACCCCCAACUACGUCAGCAACAGCACUGUGGAAGUGGACUUGUGGUGCAACUGCGAGGGCAGUGGCAACCAAUGGCAGGACUGCCUGAGGAUUCAGCACAUGUUCACCAACAACGCCUGUCUGGAGAACUCCAUCAGUACCAUGGGUAUCUCCCCCCCUCGGCCAGUGGAGAGCACUUUUCCCCCGCCCUCUCGUCCCUCACCCUUGGACCAGCAGAAUGAGCUCAGCAACAACGCCCAGGAUGAGCUCAGCAACAACGCUGUGGAGCAGAGUGAGGAAGAGGAGGAUGUGAAGGAGGAGGAGGGGGGUCAGUUUGAUGUGAUCCCUCUCUAUGCUGAGAAGGCCACGGUGUCCAACCUGGGUUCUGGGGGUGGGGGGGUGUCCCCCCGUCUUUCCAUCGGCCCACCUCCCUCCCUGCUGCUGCUCCUUCUGCUACUGUCUGCCUCUCUGAGCUGGGGGUAAGAUGGGGGGGGGGCACCCCCUUCACACAGACAAGAGCCCCCACACAGACACAGAGAGAGAGAGAGAGAGAGAGAAAGAGAGAAUAAAAGAAAGAAAGGACCUUAUGCUUAUUUCUUCUCUCUUCCUUUUGAGACAGUCUUGUACAGUUUUCUUUGUCUUGCUUCACCUCCCACUUCAGGUGAUAGUUUUGUCCAAUGGAGACUUGUCGUGUAUGACAGACCGGGAUGAACCAACUCCAAAGUGACAGAGGGGGGUUCAACUGAGUGACUUGAUAUAUUAUAUGUAAUUUCCUCUUUUGGUGAAAACAUGUGACAUGUUACUAUGGGUCCGAUGGCGCUUCAGUAUAUCCAAGCUUAACUCUGUCCAUUCAUACCUCUAUCUCCAGUGAUGGAGAAGUGCUUUCAGUAAGUCAUGAAAAACUAGUCAGUGGUAUGAAGGAAUUAAUGUGCAUAUGUAGCAUCUCUAAACAUGUAGCUUGACAGAGUGUGUGUGUUCUGUCUGUGCCAGUGUGUGAGCGUUACGCAAAGAGUAGAGGGUUUUUCAGAAUCAUCUCGUCUCCCGCCUCAUACUCACCCCCGUCAGCAAUCACACACACACACACACACACAC
Molecule: messenger RNA, 2391 nt
Organism: Salvelinus namaycush (lake trout)
Lineage: Eukaryota; Metazoa; Chordata; Actinopteri; Salmoniformes; Salmonidae
Product: GDNF family receptor alpha-4-like
Exons: 8
Coding region: 448-1782 (444 amino acids)
Biological process (GO): nervous system development
Cellular component (GO): external side of plasma membrane; signaling receptor complex
Molecular function (GO): signaling receptor activity
Source: RefSeq, a predicted model, not a curated record